UUUUUUAUCUGUCCUUCUUGCUUGUCUAAAAGUGAACUCAGAUAACGAAAUAUCUGAAUGUCCUUUUAAAAAAAUCAUUCUUCAUGAUAGAACGUGAGAAUCAUGGUGCAAAAAUCGUGAUAAUUUUAAAACAAAAUUUGUGAUUUCGGUGUAUUUACAUACCACAUCAAAUCUCCCCAGUGUUCAAACAAAAUCAAUAAAACAUAAAGCAUGGAUGAAUACACGAGAGAACCAUGCCCAUGGCGUAUCCUCGACGACUCUGGUGGUGCUUUUAUUAUGGGAGCUAUCGGAGGCGGAAUAUUUCAUUCGAUAAAGGGAUUCAGGAAUGCGCCUGUGGGGUUCAGUAGAAAAAUGUAUGGCAGUCUGGCAGCUAUGAAGGAGCGUUCUCCUGUAGUGGGGGGUAACUUCGCUGUUUGGGGAGGCAUGUUCUCUACUAUUGAUUGCUCACUAGUAUACUUGAGACAGAAAGAGGAUCCAUGGAACUCUAUAAUGAGUGGAGCACUCACUGGCAUACUUGCAGCUAGAAAUGGUGUACCUGCAAGCGGCAGUGCCCUAGUAGGUGGCAUUCUUCUUGCACUAAUAGAAGGCAUAGGUAUAAUGUUUUCUAGGAUUACAGCUGAGCAGUUCAAACCACAGCCAAUAUUUGAAGACCCCUCAGUGUUAGGACAAGGACAACCGCAGAGUCAAACGUUUCAGUAGAUUAGAUGUUAAGUAUAUACUGCUAGUGAUUGUACAGCCUGGCUUGGCUCUUCAGAGUUACCUUUGCCUAUAAAGUAUAAAAUUCAAGUCUUAUGGUUUUGAAUAAAGCUCUGAAAAUGA
Messenger RNA from Trichoplusia ni (cabbage looper), 819 nucleotides. Its product is annotated as mitochondrial import inner membrane translocase subunit Tim17-B-like. The record is from RefSeq and is a predicted model, not a curated record. Gene Ontology annotation, biological process: protein import into mitochondrial matrix. Lineage: Eukaryota; Metazoa; Arthropoda; Insecta; Lepidoptera; Noctuidae. Gene Ontology annotation, molecular function: transmembrane protein transporter activity. Gene Ontology annotation, cellular component: TIM23 mitochondrial import inner membrane translocase complex; mitochondrial inner membrane.